UUAGAUCUAUCGAUCGAUUAUUUUACGCGUAGCACCUAUGUACAGUGAAAUAUUGAAAAACAGAAGGUAAAAGUGACAGUAAGGUUUGAAGUGUACAGGAUUAAUAUUCGAAUAACUGGGAUUUUAAACUUUAUUAAAUAAUAUGUGAAUUUAAAAAAAAAGUGAAAUUUAAUUCAAAUAUAGGAUGUGAAGAUGCCUCACAAACAGAGGCAUGGUUUUACAGUCUCAGAGCCAAAUGAGUUUGAGAAGCUGUACAGACCAAGUGUGAUUCAACAUUUACCUCCGUUGUCAGCCAGAGAACCUGCAUUGAGUGAGAGGCCACAGAUAUUAGAACGUGGAUCAUGGACAAAAGCUGCGCCAAUCAAGGAAAAGAAACAUCAUAUACAAGUCAGUGACUCUAUCGGCAAUAACUACAGUCCAACAGCAAGCCAUCUUACAUCAUCGUAUAUAUAUGAAAACAAUAAAAAUAGUAAGUAAUAUAUGGUUCAGUCCAGUUAGUCU
Molecule: messenger RNA, 501 nt
Organism: Ruditapes philippinarum (Manila clam)
Lineage: Eukaryota; Metazoa; Mollusca; Bivalvia; Venerida; Veneridae
Product: dynein axonemal heavy chain 3-like
Exons: 3
Coding region: 193-477 (94 amino acids)
Source: RefSeq, a predicted model, not a curated record